UAGCCUACCUAGCAUUUUUAGUCUGGUUUAAAAAAUGCAACUCUAUGUAGCUUGAUUUAAAGCUGAUCAUAUAUCAAAACACACUUUAUUGCGUGUGUUGCUGGGUUACCAGUAUCUGGUUUAGCAUUCUAGCUAAAGUUGGCUACUUUCUAGUGGCUGUUUGCUGGGGAAAAGGGGUAAACUGUAGCUAGCCUGCUGUUAGCCUAGCCAGCUAAGUAAGGGGUUAGCACCUUUCCCCUCCUUGUGCACGCUGGCAGCAGCCCCUGAGAUAUGUCCACCUGUCGGGGAGUUUUUAGCACGCCGCAAGCAAGCUGAAUUCACAGCAUUGCACGGCGUUGUUAAGUUAGCUCAAUUGUGAGGCGUUGUUUUCCUGUCUGUGUUGCAUGUGGUUGCUUCUUGUUGUCAUCGCUGAACAGUCACCGUGUGUCCAUACACCAGAGCUCCGCAGACAGACAACGAUGAAGAGAAGCAGGCACCCCAGCAGCAGUGAUGACUCCGACAAUGGAAGAAGGAAACAAAGAGGGAGAAAAAUAAAGACAAGCAGCAGAUGGACAAAGAUUAAGGAAAAGAAAAAGAAGGCCUACAGUCUGAGAGACAGGAGACAGUAUAGGGACACUUUCACCUUUAAAGACACACCGGCAGGUCAGACAGACAGGCUCACAUCUGACCUCAGUGAACAAUUAUGUAAACACUUUGUAGCAUUUGUUGCAUGCUCCACAAAAUCUCAGGGUAAUUCUACCUGCUGGUCACAGCAUUCAUUACAGCCCAGGAGGGGGACCGGGCAGAAACCCUCUGAGGUUUUCAGGACGGACCUGAUCACCGCCAUGAAAGUGCACGACUCGUACCAGCUGAACCCAGAGGAGUACUACGUCCUUGCCGACCCGUGGAGGCAGGAGUGGGAGAAAGGUGUCCAGGUUCCCGUCAGUCCCCAGUCCAUACCCCAGCCAGUCGCCAGAGUGUUGGCGGAGAAAGGAAAGGAGGUCAUGUUCGUCAGACCAAAGAAAUUGAUCCGGACGUCCGGCACAGAGGCGCUUGGCUACGUGGACAUCCGGACGUUGGCGGAGGGGAUGUGCCGCUACGACCUGAACGAAGAGGACGUGACCUGGCUGCAAAUCACCAACGAAGAGUUUGCAGAAAUGGCCAUGCCUCCACUGGAUGAGAUCACCAUGGAGCGGGUGAUGGAGGAGUUUGAGCGCUGCUGCCACGAAAACAUGACACACGCCAUGGAAACGGAGGAGGGGCUGGGCAUUGAGUAUGACGAGGACGUGGUGUGUGACGUCUGCCAGUCGCCCGACGGGGAGGACAACAACGAGAUGGUGUUCUGCGACAAGUGCAACAUCUGCGUUCACCAGGCAUGUUACGGCAUCCAGAAAGUCCCAAAGGGCAGCUGGCUGUGCCGGAUCUGCGCCCUCGGCAUCCUGCCAAAGUGCCAGUUGUGUCCCAAGAAGGGGGGAGCCAUGAAGCCGACCCGGAGUGGCACCAAGUGGGUCCACGUCAGCUGUGCCUUGUGGAUUCCAGAGGUGAGCAUCGGGAAUCCGGAGAAGAUGGAGCCAAUCACCAACGUGUCCCACAUUCCCAGCAACAGAUGGGCUCUGAUCUGCUGCCUGUGUAAAGAGAAGGCCGGAGCGUGUAUACAGUGCUCAGCGAAAAACUGUCGGACUGCCUUCCAUGUGACGUGCGGCCUCCAAGCCAGCCUGGAAAUGAACACCAUCCUCACAGAGGAAGACGAGGUCAAGUUUAAGUCUUACUGCCCCAAACACUCCGGGUUCGAGGGCGCCGAGUCCAGGGACCGAGACUCGGGUGACGAGGAGGAGAAGGAGAGCACCAGAGACAAGAAGGGCAAGAGGAGAGGCAGGGUGAGAGGGGAAGAAGACGCCGCCUCCUCCUCCCCCUCUCCUUACGUGGCCCCUCAGCUCAAAGCCAGAGCACCCAGCGAUCUGGAGGCGCUCGCCAGCCGCCAGCAGGAGAAGAGAGUCAGCCUCCGCAAGAUGAAGCUGCAGGAGAUGGAGGAAGAGUUCUACCAGUUUGUUGAGGUGGAGGACGUGGCCGGUCGCCUGAAGCUGCCGCCGGAGGUGGUGGAUUUCCUGUACCAGUACUGGAAACUGAAACGCAAAGCCAAUUUCAACCAGCCACUACUCACACCCAAGAAGGACGAGGAGGAGAGCCUGGCACGGCGCGAGCACGAGGUGCUGCUGCGACGCCUGCAGCUCUUCACACACCUGCGGCAAGACCUGGAGAGGGUCCGUAACCUGACCUACAUGGUGACCCGAAGGGAGAAGAUGAAGCGCUCGUUGUGGAGAGUCCAGGAGCAGAUCUUCCAGCACCAAGUUCGACUGCUCGACCAAGAGUUGCUCACGGGCGAUCCCUCAGCGAAGGAUUUGGAGAGGCUCUUCUCUCUGGGCUGGUUAUCCUCUCAGGGCUCCCAGUCUCGCUCCUCCUGGAGCCACUCUGGACUGAAAACCAAACGAGGCUCUUUAAAGCAGGAAAGAAGGAAAAGUGGCGACAGGAAAGGCAUCUCCGACGCCCCGCACACUGACAAAAAGGGCAGUCUGAGCAAACCGCUGGAGACAAAGGAUGGUAAAGGCUCUCGAAUCAAAGACCCUGAGCCUACUGAGGACACAAGUGAUGCCAAAAUGCAGAACUGUGAGAUCAGCCAGGAGGUUCAGUUUCCAAAGCUUCAGAGGCCGGAAGUUGUUCAGGAAAUGAUCACCGUCAAGCUGCACAAACUGGAGGGCAGGAAAGGCCCCAGGAGGGAGGCCUUAGGGCCAGAACACGAGGCGCUGGCCAGACGGAAACGAGACGACCACGAGAUGGAGGAGAGAAGGAGGAAGAGGAGGAGCGAUGUGACGGAGAGCUUCCCCAGCCAGACGAGGAACAGGUUCGGGUCAAAACACCUGGAGAAAACCGUGUCCAUCAGGCUGGUCGAUAUCAGGAACUCUGACAACGAUGACUACUUCAUGGACGAAGGAAUGACCAAAAGAAGCCCCGUCUCUUUAGAUGUGACGACCAACACUAAACUAAACAGAGCCAGCGAGGUCUCAGACGCCACCAAAACCAACGGCUGGCUGAGGAAAGCUCAGGCCAACGGCUCACACACAACCAACAAACAUGUGGCAGGACAUCUGAGGAGCUGGGGGAAGUUCAGGAUCCCGAAGAGAAGCGAGAGGCCUCUGACAUCAACAAUGAAUGAGGAGGAAGAGGAGGAGGAUGAGGAGGAGGAACAGCAGCAGCAGGAGCACCGCAAGCCACUGCUGAGGCCGCUGACCAACAUGUCGGAGCCGUCCUACCCCAGGACAAGACUCCGCACGGGGUCGGACAACGACGGCUACGCCUCCGACUCCAAACCAGGGGAUGGCGAGAUGGAGCCCUGCUUGAAACGAUGCCACUCCCACCAGCUGAGAGGCGACUCGUCUCUCGGCCGACGCUACGGGUCAGACAUCAUCCGCCGAGGUGUGCUGGCCUCCUGAUGGCGGAGCAAAACUUUGAAAAUAAGCUGCACUGUGUUAGUCGGAAAAAGAACGACUGUCGCUCUUUGUACCUUUUUAUUUUUCUUGAUGAAUCAUAAAAAUGCCUAGAUUAAAAACAGAGCUGAUAUUUAUUUUUUAUUUGUAACAUAUGUAAAUCUGGGAAAUAUUUUACUUUAUUUUGAGCUAGUUUUUUUUUUCUUUCCUUAAAAGUAGAUGUCAAAGAUGUCAAGUUGCCACUUAAAUGCUCGCUCAGAUAUUUACAAGCAUCAUCUAGGGAGAAGUUAUGAUUGUUGCUUGGGACCAUAAGCUUGCAAUGUUAUUUGUUGUCAUAGUAUUAAACUCAGUUGCACUUAGUCGAAAAAAGCCGACAGAUAAUCUUCAUCUUGUCAGUGAAAUAGCACUCUUUAGGUCUUUUUUUCAUCAAGCUUCAUCUGAUGUUAACAGCUACAAACAGGAAGUCAAACUGCCCUUUUAUCGCUAUUUAAACUCCAGCUGUCUUCAGUCUACGAUUGUUGGACAUUAUAAAACACACACACACACACACACAAAACAAAGGAAUUCAGAAUGAUGUUUUACUCGUCAUCAGCACUCAAGUGUAAUUGAACUGCGAUCGUAUCGUAUCCAUCAUGUGCCUAACUUUUAUUUGAAGCGUUUGCACUACGAGAGGACGGCACAGGUGUGAGGUAUGAGUAGAGUUAUUUUUACACUGAAAAAUUUAAAAAAGCAUUUUGUACCCUCGGCCGCUGCUGUACUACUGUUAUGCAAAAUGAAACUUGUUUUUGUCUUUGUCUUAAAGAGGAAUAAAAACUCUGGAGGA
Molecule: messenger RNA, 4284 nt
Organism: Centropristis striata (black sea bass)
Lineage: Eukaryota; Metazoa; Chordata; Actinopteri; Perciformes; Serranidae
Gene: jade1
Product: jade family PHD finger 1
Exons: 12
Coding region: 384-3467 (1027 amino acids)
Biological process (GO): regulation of transcription by RNA polymerase II
Cellular component (GO): histone acetyltransferase complex
Source: RefSeq, a predicted model, not a curated record